GGGCGGGCGCAGGCGGAGACGGAGGCCGAGCGGCCAGGAAGCCGGUGCGUCCGGCUGUGUCGCGCGAACACGGCCAUGGCUGGAAGCGAGCCCCGCGGAGCCGGCUCCCCGCCGCCCGCCAGCGACUGGAGCCGCCUGGAGGCCGCCAUCCUGAGCGGCUGGAGGACCUUCUGGCAGGCGGUGGGCAAGGAGCGGGCGGCGCGGGCGGCGCCCCGGGAGGAGGCGGCGGAGGAGACCAGCGCACUGACGCGGCUGCCGAUCGAUGUACAGCUGUAUAUUUUGUCAUUUCUCUCUCCCCAUGAUCUGUGCCAGUUGGGAAGUACAGAUCGGUACUGGAAUAAAACCGUAAGAGACCCAAUUCUCUGGAGGUAUUUUCUGUUGCGGGACCUCCCUGCUUGGUCUUCCAUUGACUGGAAGUCACUUCCAGAUCUAGAGAUCUUAAAAAAGCCCAUAUCUGAGGUCACCGACAGCAAGUGUUUUGAUUACAUGGAUGUUUAUAAAAUGUGCUGUCCACAUACGAGAAGAGCCCUGAAAGCCAGCCGUCCUAUGUACGGAGCUGUCACCUCUUUUUUACACUCAUUGAUCAUUCAGAAUGAACCCCGAUUUGCUAUGUUUGGACCAGGUUUGGAAGAACUGAAUACAUCUUUGGUGUUGAGUUUGAUGUCUUCUGAGGAACUUUGCCCAACUGCUGGUUUGCCUCAUAGACAGAUUGAUGGUAUUGGAUCUGGAGUCAAUUUCCAGCUGAGCAAUCAACAUAAAUUCAACAUCCUUAUAUUAUAUUCGACUACCAGAAAGGAAAGAGACAGGGCAAGGGAAGAGCAUACAAGUACAGUUAACAAGAUGUUCAGCCUACAGAGUGAAGGAGAUGAACACCAAGGAAGCCGCUACAGUGUGAUUCCACAAAUUCAGAAGGUGUGUGAAGUUGUAGAUGGCUUCAUCUAUGUGGCAAAUGCCGAAGCUCACAAACGACAUGAAUGGCAAGAUGAAUUUUCUCGUAUUAUGGCCAUGACUGAUCCAGCUUUUGGAUCAUCAGGAAGGCCAAUGCUGGUUUUAUCUUGUAUUUCUCAAGCAGAUGUAAAAAGAAUGCCCUGUUUUUAUUUAGCUCAUGAGCUGCGUCUCAAUCUUCUAAACCACCCAUGGAUGGUCCAGGAUAUAGAGGCUGAAACUCUGACUGGUUUCUUGAAUGGCAUUGAGUGGAUUCUUGAGGAAGUGGAAUCUAAACAUGCAAAAUGAUGUUCCUUUUGGACAUUCAGAAGCCUCAGGGCAUGACGUGGUGUGUGUUUCCCGUCAUCCAUCCUGUGCCUGCAUUUCUGUAGCAGGGCUUACUCAGGACAGCUAUAGUUGCCGUGAUCCUGACUCUCGACCAUAAUCAGUUGCAAGUUUCAAUCGUACUACCUUUCCCCGAAAUGAAUUCUCACAUUUUUGAUAACUUUUAUAGUUUCUGUCUUUUUGAAAAUAUUAAAUUCUGUGAAACAAAA
This is a messenger RNA of Peromyscus leucopus (white-footed mouse), 1478 nucleotides long. RefSeq names its product F-box protein 4 (gene Fbxo4). The record is from RefSeq and is a predicted model, not a curated record. Bases 76 to 1233 code for a protein of 385 amino acids. Gene Ontology annotation, molecular function: protein binding. The transcript is spliced from 7 exons. Gene Ontology annotation, cellular component: SCF ubiquitin ligase complex. Gene Ontology annotation, biological process: protein polyubiquitination; SCF-dependent proteasomal ubiquitin-dependent protein catabolic process. NCBI's taxonomy places the organism in Eukaryota, Metazoa, Chordata, Mammalia, Rodentia, Cricetidae.